Acipenser ruthenus (sterlet) is the source of this 2411-nucleotide messenger RNA. Its product is annotated as oxygen-dependent coproporphyrinogen-III oxidase, mitochondrial-like. Bases 183 to 1526 code for a protein of 447 amino acids. Gene Ontology annotation, molecular function: coproporphyrinogen oxidase activity. The transcript is spliced from 7 exons. The record is from RefSeq and is a predicted model, not a curated record. Gene Ontology annotation, cellular component: cytoplasm; mitochondrial intermembrane space. NCBI's taxonomy places the organism in Eukaryota, Metazoa, Chordata, Actinopteri, Acipenseriformes, Acipenseridae.
AUUGAAAGAGAUCUGCAAACUACGAUUCCCAGAACUUGGUAUUAUAGAAAAGUGCUUAUGAGUUACCACGCAUAACCACAGUACAUCGCAGAUACAGGAAGACGUAGUGUUCUCCUCCAGCAAUUACAAAGGAUUUGGCGUUUAUUUUGGUUUUUACAUUUUUAUUUUAUUUGACUCCUAUCAUGUCUUCUUUACUUUUUGCUGGGGUCGGUAGGACGGUUCCCUCAAAAGUCAAGCUUCUUUUGCCUCAUUUCAGCAGCAGCAGGUGUGCAAUUUCGAACUCAGAUUAUCCAUUGAAAACACUAGUUCUGCAGCGCUCAAAUGCUGGCUUUAAACUUUCCAGCGUGAGAUACAAGUCAAGUAUAACAGGGGAUCGAAGUGCAACUGGGUCCAACGGUAAGAAAGUCCGGCUAGUUGCUGGUGCUGCGCUGGUAGCGGGUCUGGUUGCUGGUUUAAGUCACUUUCAGAGAGCUGAGAUGAAAUCUACAGUGGCCGUUCAUUCUGAGACAGGCAAAAAUGAUGCAGAUGAUAUUUUGGAGAAGUGCAAAUGUUUUAUGUCUGAACCAGUGACAGAUGUCCAAGUCCUGCAGAAAAAUAAGGAAGAAAUGAGGACGAAGAUGGAGAUGAUGAUUUUGCAAACACAAGCAGAAUUUUGCAAAGCUCUCGCUGAGGUAGAUGGUGGAACUUUUCAAGUGGACCGCUGGGACAGGAAAGAGGGCGGUGGAGGUAUCAGCUGCGUCCUGCAAGACAGCAACAUUUUUGAGAAGGCCGGGGUAAACGUGUCUGUUGUGUUCGGACAGCUUUCUGAGGAAGCAGCCCAGCAGAUAAGAAGCCGAGGGAAAUCACUUAAAAGGAAAGAUGGAAAGCUGCCAUUCUGUGCUAUGGGGGUUAGUUCUGUGAUCCAUCCGAAGAACCCUCACAUCCCCACAAUACAUUUCAACUACAGAUACUUUGAAAUCGAAGAAGCCGAUGGUUCAAAGCUGUGGUGGUUUGGUGGAGGAACAGACCUGACACCCACAUAUCUUAAUAAGGAGGACGCUGUUCAUUUUCACAAAACCCUGAAGGAUGCCUGUGAUAAACAUGACAGGAAGCUGUAUCCGGAGUUUAAAAAAUGGUGCGACAACUAUUUCUUUAUUAAGCACCGGGGGGAGAGAAGAGGAGUCGGUGGAAUCUUCUUUGAUGACCUGGAUUCCCCCACAAAGGAAGAUGUGUUUGACUUUGUGAGGAGCUGUGCCAAAGCGGUGGUGCCCUGCUACAUACCCAUUGUGAAGAAACACCUCAACGACUCUUUCACCUCGGAGGAGAAGCAGUGGCAGCAGCUUCGUAGGGGCAGGUAUGUGGAGUUUAACCUAGUUUACGACAGAGGAACAAAGUUUGGCCUUGCAACACCUGGGUCCAGGAUAGAAAGCAUUUUGAUGUCUCUGCCACUUAAUGCAAGAUGGGAGUACAUGCACGAACCUCCUAAGGGUACAAAGGAAGCAGAAAUGUUGCAAGUGUUACGCAAUCCCAAAGACUGGGCUCAAUAACUAAGCUGAAGCAGAUAUGAAUACCAAUAACCCUCAGUUCACUGAUUUAGAUGAUCUGCAUGUCUCCCAAAACCUCUAUGUCAUUGCACUCAAUAGGUGAAAGUUAUGAGGAGACUCCUUAAAAGAGAUGCUGAAAGUAAACUCUCAGUACCUGUAUUGGAAACAAACAUUCAGGUUAUUGUUUAUGAAAAGUUUGGGUGCAUUUAACUUUUUAUUUAUUAUAUCUGCAAAGUAUGUCAUAAAAAACACUUUGUUUUUCUUGUACAACUUGAAGCUCCCUAUAAUGUGUCAAAAUCAAAUACAGAUGCCUUGCCUUCAUUAAAGCACAGCAGUUAGUAAGCAAACCUACUGCAAUAUACAGAAUUUUGUAGAACAUUUAAAAUUCUAAUCAAGAAGAAUCCAUUUUUUUCUAAUUUUAAAAUGAAUGAUAGUUUUGAAAAGAACAAAUCAACAAGAAAAUGGAAACACUGAUGUUUGAUUGAUGCAGAAUCCCACUUAAAUAAUCACUUCAUGUUUUAAAUAAUUGAAAACAAAAAUGAAAGCAUUGUGGAAAUGAAAAUAAUAUAUUUGUAUGCAUUUCUGCUGUUCCUAUGUCAUAUUUCUUUGUUAUAUUCCAUUUUAAGGCUGAGUUGCCAGCCUGUUUCAGGAUUACUUUUUACUCUGGACAAGCAUGCUUUCAGUUUGUUUAAGCCUUUGCCAUAACUGAGAUUGAACAUGGUGUGGACUAGUGUCAGUCUAUUGUAUUUAUUCAUGUGCUAUACUGAUGCGUUGUGUUGCAAGUGUAAAAGCUGUAAAGUUACAUAUUUAUAUGCCUUUUCUCAAGUUUUAUAAAAUCUUCUUGGUUAUUUACGCAACAAAAAGUAAAGUAAAAUUGUAUAGCUGUCA